AUGGAAUAUGUCCAACAAGGCUACAUAGUUACGGACUUUAUCGACGGAGGCUCUUUGGACGCAAUACCAUGGUCGAGCCGCACUAUUCAGGAACGGCAAUAUAUCGUCGAUCAGAUGAUGAAAGCAUUUGAUCAUAUGAGGACUAUGCGGAGUAGCGAACCUGAACCAGUCGGACGAGGAGUUCCCGAGGGCGCGUUAUUCUCUGUUUGGGGCGCUGGCAGGACAUUAGAAACCGCGGCCGACAUGGAAACCUGUUUCAACGCGAAGCUUAAGUUUAGGGGUGGAGGGGAUGUUACUGGCAGGUUCGAAGAUCUAGGCAUGUGCCAUAUGGAUAUCAAGUUGAGAAACCUCGCCUUUGACAAGGCUGGCCAGCUAUGGUUCUUGGACUGGGCUUGGUCCGGCUUCUUCCCCCCGAUUUUCGAACACGCAGGUCUUGUGCGUAUACAAGAAGGCUGGCCGGAUUGUGAGUUUGCGCAAGAUUUGUUGCGCGAGUUGAGACGCAAGCCAUACGAUGAGACGCUCUUGGCCCUGGUUCUAGGUGUGUAUGAGGUCAAUAACGGUGUUUUUGCCGUACGCACGAGCAGCGUGGUUAUAAGCGCGUCUAUCGACACAGCGCUGAAGAUGGUCUUGUAUGAGCGAUAG
This is a messenger RNA of Pyrenophora tritici-repentis Pt-1C-BFP, 642 nucleotides long. Its product is annotated as phosphotransferase enzyme family protein. The record is from RefSeq and is a predicted model, not a curated record. NCBI's taxonomy places the organism in Eukaryota, Fungi, Ascomycota, Dothideomycetes, Pleosporales, Pleosporaceae.